UUCCGUCUGGGGCGGGCUGAGUGGCCCUUAAGCGGGCCGUGCCAUGCGACCUCGGGCCCUGCCAACCGUGGGCGAGCUCUGGGUGUGCGGGCGGCCUGGCGCGGCGCUCCGGUGGAGUCUCGUUCUGUUGCCCAGGCUGGAGCAUAGUGGCCUGAUCUCAGCUAACUGCAACCUCUACCUCCUGGCUUCAAGCGAUUCUUCUGCCUCAGCCUCCCGACUGUGUCAGCGUGUUAUGAUGCCGUCCCGUACCAACCUGGCUACUGGAAUCCCCAGUAGUAAAGUGAAAUAUUCAAGGCUCUCCAGCACAGAUGAUGGCUACAUUGACCUUCAGUUUAAGAAAACUCCUCCUAAGAUCCCUUAUAAGGCCAUCGCACUUGCCACUGUGCUGUUUUUGAUUGGCGCCUUUCUCAUUAUUAUAGGCUCCCUCCUGCUGUCAGGCUACAUCAGCAAAGGGGGGGCAGACCGGGCCGUUCCAGUCCUGAUCAUUGGCAUUCUGGUGUUCCUACCGGGUUUUUACCACCUGCGCAUCGCUUACUACGCAUCCAAAGGCUACCGUGGUUACUCCUAUGAUGACAUUCCAGACUUUGAUGACUAGCACCCACCUAAUAGCUGAGGAGAAGAGUCACAGUGGAACUGCCCCAGCUUUAAGAUACCUAGCAGAAACUAUAGCUAAGGACUAAGGAAUUCUUCUGCUUGCAGAUGUUUAAGAAAAUAAUGGCCAGAUUGUAUGGGUCCUUCCCAAAGAUGUUAACUGAACCUACAGUAGCUAAUUAGGACAUGCUCUGUUUUUCAUCCGUUGGCCCUGGCAAGAGCUCCUGACAAGUUUUUCCACAGGAAUAUCAUGGAAAAAUAGAGGUUAUUCUGUAAUGGAAAAGUGUUGCCUGCCACCACCCUCUGUAGAGCUGAGCAUUUCUUUUAAAUAGUCUUCAUUGCCAAUUUCCUCUUGUAGCAAAUGGAAGAAUGUAGUAUGGCUAAUUUCUUAUUACUAAGUAAUUUAUUUUUAAAAUAUCUGAGUAUAUUAUCCUCUACACUUAUCCCUACCUUCAUGUUCCAGUGGAAGGCCUUAGUAAAAUCAAAGAUCAGUGAGUUCAUUGGUAAUGUUUUUUUACUUGCUUAUUGACAGCAACCAGGAAUUUUUUUUUUUCCUGCAGAGCAAGUUUUCAAAAUGUAAAUACUUUCUCUGUUUAACAGCCCUUGCCCCAUUCUGAUCCAGUUCACCAGUAGAUUGGACAGCAUACAAUUUGGAUCAUUUUGUCCCUUGUAAAUCAAAAUGUUCUGUAGAUUAUUCCUUUAAUGGCUGGACUUUUGGCUGUUUCCUAAUGAAACAUGUAGAUAAGUGGUUAUUAUUUUGAGUUUAUAACCCUAUUGCUAGCACCUUGUAUGAUGUCAUCAUUCUGCUCAUGAUUCCAAGGAUCAGCCUGGAUGCCUAGAGGACUAGAUCACCUUAGUUUGAUUCUAUUUUUUAGCUUGCAAAAGGUGACUUAUAUUCCAAAGAAAUUAAAAUGUUGAAAUCCAGAUCCUGGAAUUAAAAUGAGUUAACUUUAAACAUU
Messenger RNA from Rhinopithecus roxellana (golden snub-nosed monkey), 1550 nucleotides. It is a transcript of the gene TMEM230, whose product is annotated as transmembrane protein 230. Gene Ontology annotation, cellular component: endomembrane system; synaptic vesicle. NCBI's taxonomy places the organism in Eukaryota, Metazoa, Chordata, Mammalia, Primates, Cercopithecidae. The coding region runs from base 44 to 595 and encodes 183 amino acids. The transcript has 5 exons. Gene Ontology annotation, biological process: synaptic vesicle transport. The record is from RefSeq and is a predicted model, not a curated record.